AUGAAGAUUCAAAAUGAUGAUCGCCCUGCCUCCAAGAAACGGAAAGCUCGUCCUUCCUCCUCUCUUUUUCAAAAAUCUGAAGCUGAAAUCACUCAACCUCCACCUGAGGAUACACCAUCACCACUUAUUCCAAAACCCACCUCUCCACUGCGUAACUCUCCUAAUGCUACUCUUUCUCCUAACUCACCUGUCCCCACACCAACUCAGUCUUCACCAAUCCACAAACUAACUCCCCUUCAUGAAGCUGAUCCUCUCCCUGCGGAUACCUUCACAUCAACUCCUCUUCAAAAUAUGGAAGAUGGUGAGGAGUUAUAUUUUGAUCUCAAUUUAUCUUAUCCUCCCUCUCCUACGGAUGUGCCUAUGGCUUCUCCACCAACUUUGACAGUGGAUGAAGAUCCUAAGGACUCAGUUCCUAGCACGAGGGUUAAGGACAACAAGAAUCAGAAGCAGAUGAAACUUCUCAAAUUAAUUAGGAAAGACCAGAAGAAAAUCAUUCACCGCUUCACUCACUUUCAUAACUUUUUGGUUCAAUUUGGUCUCAUCCUUGAAUGGGUUACCAAACAUUUGGUCCCUACUAUUACUCCUGGAGAUCAUCCUCCUGAGCUACCAGCCCAACCAUCCUCUGAUGUUCCAUCUCCUUCAUCUUCAUCAGAUGAACCAUCCUCAUCAGACUAA
Cicer arietinum (chickpea) is the source of this 675-nucleotide messenger RNA. The record is from RefSeq and is a predicted model, not a curated record. Lineage: Eukaryota; Viridiplantae; Streptophyta; Magnoliopsida; Fabales; Fabaceae.